Molecule: messenger RNA, 2724 nt
Organism: Engraulis encrasicolus (European anchovy)
Lineage: Eukaryota; Metazoa; Chordata; Actinopteri; Clupeiformes; Engraulidae
Product: exocyst complex component 7-like
Exons: 20
Coding region: 70-2595 (841 amino acids)
Biological process (GO): exocytosis
Cellular component (GO): exocyst
Molecular function (GO): phosphatidylinositol-4,5-bisphosphate binding
Source: RefSeq, a predicted model, not a curated record
AGCUACUAAAACACAUGUUCGUUGCGCCUGUCUCACCACAACGGAGAGUAAUCGCUUAUUUACAUCGCCAUGAGCAAAAAGAAAAAAACUAUGAGCAGACUAGAAGAAAUAGACAGCUGUCUUGAGAAGGAUCGACAACUGCAGUCUUUCGUCAAAGAUGCUAUCGAAAAGAAUGAUCAAUUCAGCUCGUUAAUGGAUAGCAUGUUCAAUAGACUAAGUACUCGACUGGAUCGUCUUCAGAACGCAAUUGAAAAAUUUGGGGAAAUGAAGAGAUUGAAGACAGUGAAGAGAAAUGCAGAGGAUACUGUGGCAGAACUAAAUACAGUCAUUGGUUAUUACCAUGUCCUCAGCAUCACUAACAGCACUACCAAGGAAGGACCUAAAGGGCAAUUGGAGGACUACCUGCGCUGCUUAGAGAAGAUUAAGGCUGCUGCAGACUACUUUGAUGAAGUGCUUCCAUAUGGCCUUGAGCUCAGAGCAAUGAAGCUGAAGCUGUAUGCAUGCAGACAGCAGCUGAAGUCCGAGUUCAACAGGCUACUGCUGAGAUGCAGUAAUCCGGCAUCUCCAUUGGACGUCCUCUGCCUCAUCGAGCAGGAGAAACUGGACGGGUACCACCGAUACAGCACCUCGAAACCAUGUGUGGGCGUUCCAAGUGCCGAGCGUCAUGAUAUGGCUUCCAUCUCCCCCUGGUUGUGUGAGGAGCCUUCCAAAUUAGAUAUUUUGCUAGAGGACGUCGAUAAGGUUUGUUUCCGGGCACCCAAGAAGAGCGACAAGCCGCUUAAGACCAUGUCCCUGGACAGAGAUGUCUGUGGAAGUCCGCACCCUCAGAAGAAGAGGGCGGCAUUCUGGCUGGGCAGGAAGAGGUUCAAGACUCGCUCUCUGGACCGACCCCCGGCCUUAAUGUCCCUGCCUCAACGCAAGGAAGGCGGUGACUUUCAAUCCAGCGUUCUCCCGACCAUCAUGGAAGAGGAGACCCCAUUGGAAACCAGGAGCAGGAGCCCCAACCGACUGAAAACGCGCUCUCUAGAUGGCACGGAGACCCCAAACACCUUCAAGGCCCCUCUCCCUGGAAGCCCCUUCGUCAGGAAGACGGCGUCCUGGCUGAACAACAAGAUGCAGAGCCGGCAGACUCGCUCGCUUGAGAGACACCCCGGACUGCCACCGGUGCACAGCCCUGCCGUCAGAGGAAAGCCACAACUACCAUUCAACAUCUUCUCUGCAUAUUCCAGUGCUCGAUCCUGCCGCCUGAACCGGUCCUUUCAGGAUUUCAAAGAUCACCUGCACAAGAGUUCCACAAGCCUGCGGUCUUUUUCCUUGCCCAUCUCUUCCCCAUCACGCUCCUCCUCUUCCUCUUACUCCUCCUCUUCCUCUUCCAGCUUCACACGGAGCUCCUUGAGCAACUCCAUAAGUAGAGCCUUCAAGAUGCUAGGGAAGGAGGGUUGGGGUGACAUUGAUGUUGAGCACUACAGUCAAAGCAUCAAAGCUUUCCGUCUCUUGGCUGCAGCAGAGGUGGAUGCAGUCGGAGAAAUCUUUCCAAAGACUCACUGGGGGAAGGUCGUCGACCCAUUGGUGCAGAAAGCUCUGGAUGCCCUGAUUGAUGAUGGAGAGUACAUCAUCUAUGUUGCCCGCCAUGCUGUGCACCGCUGCCAUCAUUACGGCAUGCUGCUGACUGUCCUGCGUGUUCUUCAAGACCUCAAAGAGGGGCAGCACAGCAUCCACUGCCUGCUGAUGUAUGCGUCUGAUGAAACACAAGAGAAGCUACCUAGUCUCGCCAAGUCCAUGGAAGCAUUCGUUCUCCAGGGCUUGGAUAGGUACCGGGAUAGUAUCAAGGAAAAAACGUACAAGAAGAGGGAGAUGCCACCGGAUGGUACGGUCCAUGAGCUGGCCUGUAAUGUUGUUCUCUUCCUGAGCCAGCUGGUCCAGAUGAACGCCACAUUAGGAGUCUUUCAUUUGAGGGAUGCAGCCACUUCGAUGGGAUCGAUGGGAUACUCUGUAGGCGUCAACGGCAACAGACAUCUCCGGCUGUUUAUCUCUGAUGUGCUGGAGCUGGUCUUCUUGAGUCUGGAGAGCAUGGCUGAUGAGUAUGGGGACUCUGCACUGAAGGCCAUCUUCCUGCUCAACAACGCCAACUACAUUUACAACUGCAUCUUAAAGGCCCAGUUACAGGAGGUGUGGGCGGCCUGUAAGGAGAGUCCACUGGCCGUGUGGGAAGGCAGGGUGGAGGAACAGAAGAAGAAAUAUGUACAAAGCUGGAUGAAGGUCACCGAAUACCUUUGGUGUGAUGAAGGGGUGCCCUUAGCAGAGCCUGGAUCAAGGCCAAACCAAAAUGUGCGCCACAAGAUCAAAGGAAAGCUCACGGACUUCAAUGAUGGCAUUGAUGGCCUGGUUGCGAGGCAGGAGAGGUGGACCGUCCCUGAUCAGGUCCUGCGAGAGACCUUACAACAGGAGCUGCUCUGUGUGGUGGGCCAAGCCUAUAGGACCUUUCUGUGGAGAUACAACAAAGUUAAAUUCACCAGAUACCCACAGAAAUAUUUCAAGUACUCUACAGAGGAGGUGGAAGAGAAGAUUGAGAGGCUCUUUCAAUCCCUAACCUAAUUAGAAAUCAAAUUUUGGAUGCCAUCCUACAAUUGCCAUUGUUGUUUGUUUACAAGAUAUUUUGUGGCAGUGACUUUCACACAUUCCUUCAUGAAAUAUUAAGAAUAAACUACUUUGUUUCAUAUCUUA